Sebastes umbrosus (honeycomb rockfish) is the source of this 1533-nucleotide messenger RNA. RefSeq names its product N-acetylneuraminic acid phosphatase. Bases 49 to 852 code for a protein of 267 amino acids. The transcript has 2 exons. The record is from RefSeq and is a predicted model, not a curated record. Gene Ontology annotation, molecular function: hydrolase activity. NCBI's taxonomy places the organism in Eukaryota, Metazoa, Chordata, Actinopteri, Perciformes, Sebastidae.
AAACUACAACUCCCAUGAUGCAGUUCACCCGGCAGGACGUCCGCAGCUAUGGUCCGCAAUAAAUCGACCCCGAAGCGAAGCGACCAGUAUUUAGGUGUAAAUAAACACUGUUCUCCGGCUAUGGACGGUAAUGCUGUGAAGGCGAUACUGUUUGACUUGGACAACACGCUCAUAAGAACAAAACAAGCAGGUAGAGAGGCGAUAAGAAAGACCACUGAACUUUUGAAGACCACGCUGGCCCUUGAUGAAAACACCAUCAGCACCAUUUGUGACAAGUUCAAGCAGAAGCUUUUGCAUGAGAGCUUCGACCCCUCGGCUGGCAGAUCCAUUGAUGAGGUUCGUGUGGGUCACUGGCAGGAGAGCAUCCAGGAGGCUGUGGGCAGUCGUUCCACAUCCUCAUUAGCAGCUAAGUGCUACUACAUGUGGAAAAACAGUCGCCUGGAGGUUCUCAGUCUGUCCCCUGAAAUAAGCAACCUCCUGAAACAACUGCGCAGCAGAUACAAGCUGCUGCUGCUGACCAACGGGGAAGCUCAGACUCAGAGAGAGAAAGUGAAGGCAGUCGGAUGUGAGGAGUUCUUCGAUGCCAUUGUGAUCGGGGGAGAACAUGCAGAGCAGAAACCAUUCAUCUCCAUCUUCAAAUUUUGUUUUAACAAGCUGGAGCUGGAGGCCCAGGAUUGUGUUAUAGUGGGAGACUCUCUGGACACAGAUAUUCAGGGGGGCUUUAAUGCCAAAGUACGAGCUACAGUUUGGAUCAGCAGUGCAGGAGGUGCUGUGCCAGAUGGUUCAGUGAAACCAGACUACACUAUCCCUACUGUGCUGGACCUGCCAGGUAUUCUACAGCAACUGAAAUAAGGACAACUGGUAACUGAAACCAUGUGGGAAACAAGUGAAUGGGGAGGACCGUCCCUUUAAGUUGGAUUUGUAAUCAUAGAUAUGUUAAAAGAUGGAUGUCAUGAUCAAUUUUCAACGAGGGUAGUUUUUACUUGUAGUAUACAUAUUUCUAUUCUACUCCACUACAUUUCAGAAGGAAGCAGUUGUUUUCAUUCCACUACAUUUGUCUGACAGCUAUAGUUACUGUUCAGUUUAAAAAUGUACAUUAAAAUAAACAUGUGAUUUAUCAAAUACAAUAGAUUGUUAAAGAUUAAGCCAGUGGUUACUAACCUUUUGAAACAUAAAAAAUAAAUUCUACUUAUGUCUUGAUAGAUCAACAAUCUAAUAAUGUUGUAUAUUGUCACAGGGACCAUUUUCCUGCAGAAUGAGUACUUUUACUUUUAAAUACAUUUUGCUGAUUCUUUUCUUUAACUUGGAUCUGAUUUUAAAGCAUGAUUAUUAUUUGUAAUAAAUGGAGUGUGGAGUUGGUACUUACACUGAAUUCUUGGUACAGCAUCAUUUUUAUUCAACACUCAGUAUGACUGUACAAAAAUACCUUUGGGUUAUUUUUACAUACCAUAACAGAUAUCAACACAUCUGCUGCUACUCUGUCAUUUCCUCAAAGUCUUGACUAAUAAAACAUUUUUGACAAAGGAGAUAAAA